AUGAGACCACGAUUUGAGAGGAUCUAUAUCUGCUUGGAUGCUUGUAAAUGGAGUUUCAUGGUGUGCAGACCCAUGAUCGGCCUUGAUGGAUGCUUCAUCAAGACUCCAUAUGGUGAUCAACUUCUAAUAGCCAUUGGAUGGGACCCCACCGAUCAAAUUUUGCCAAUUGCCUAUGUUGUUGUUGAAGCAGAGAUGGUGUACAUUCAUGAGCGACCAACAAAAGGAUUGAUACCUACCUUUGAUGAGUUGCUGCUUGACAUAGAUCACAGGUUUUGUGUCAGAAAGUUUCAACUAAUAGGUUACCCUUGUGAGCAUGCCAUAAGUUGCAUUAGAAAAAUGUGUUUAGAUGUUAAGAACUAUGUGAACAAGUGCUAUAAGAAAGAGACAUACAUGGACUGCUAUCAACAUGUAAUCUACCCUGUGAAUGGACCAAAUCUAUGGGGCUGGACUCAGAAUGAUGAUGUGCUACCACCAGUUUUUAGGAAACCAAUAGGGCGCCCAAAAUUAAGCAAGAAUAAGGAUGGUGAUGAGUCACGCAACAAUGGACCACUGUCUAAAUUAUCCAGGGCUGGACAACAACAAAAAUGCUCCUACUAUUUUGCACUUGGUCACAACAAAAGAACCUGCCCUAGAAAAUGUAAGGUGGAAGCCUCGGCAAAACAGCAGAACGCUGCUCCACAGACCAAGAAGAGUGCUGGCACAACUAGGACUCCAAACCCAGCAAGAAUGCAGCGAAGACAACAACAAAAGCAGCAACAAAACUUCAAGCAAGAGGAAGAGCAUUACAAGUUGUAG
Molecule: messenger RNA, 795 nt
Organism: Arachis ipaensis
Lineage: Eukaryota; Viridiplantae; Streptophyta; Magnoliopsida; Fabales; Fabaceae
Source: RefSeq, a predicted model, not a curated record